Messenger RNA from Trichechus manatus latirostris (Florida manatee), 6200 nucleotides. RefSeq names its product cyclin T2 (gene CCNT2). Gene Ontology annotation, molecular function: cyclin-dependent protein serine/threonine kinase activator activity. Lineage: Eukaryota; Metazoa; Chordata; Mammalia; Sirenia; Trichechidae. Bases 1398 to 3419 code for a protein of 673 amino acids. The record is from RefSeq and is a predicted model, not a curated record. Gene Ontology annotation, biological process: positive regulation of DNA-templated transcription, elongation; regulation of transcription by RNA polymerase II. Gene Ontology annotation, cellular component: cyclin/CDK positive transcription elongation factor complex; nucleus. The transcript is spliced from 9 exons.
UGAAGCCAGCAAUGGAGAGUGAAGAAUGUCAGCAGUGGGGUCAUCAUGACCAGAGAGGGGAGACAGCAGCCAGGAACGGGAGGAAGAGAAAAGGUGGAGAAGGAAGGGAAUCAGACCAAGAGGUGGGAAUGGAAACUUACAAAGGAACAGGAAAGGAGAAGAGGGUAAAAACAACUGGAGCGAGAAGGGGCAAGAGUAAUACAAGUGUAAACCAUUGAAGUAAUAUCAACAAGUAUCAUGAUUCCAGUAUUUGAAUCUGCUCAGCUAGAACUGCAACACAACCUUUAGAGACUUGCAUUUAACCAUGGAUAGAAGAAUGUGAGCAAUAAAGAAGGGAAUUUUAAAGAAAAUAAGCUUGUUAAGUCACUAUUUAAGACCAACACUGACAAUACAGAAUUGAUGUUUAAUUUUUCAACAUACAAAUAGUAGUAUUUGAGUUAUAUUGCUCAAAUAUUACUAGGCACUACUCUGAGUGUUUUACAUGUACUAAUUCAUUUAAUCCUCACCACAACUUUACAAGCAGUUACUGUUACUCUUAUUUCACAGAUGCAAAAACUGAGGCAAAAAGAAUAAUUUGCCUAGACUAGUCAGAUAUCAGAGCCAGGAUUUCACUGAGGCAGUCUGAUUUUACUCCAGUGUAUGUAUGGUGUAUUUCUGUAGAAAUUUGUCUUGUUUUGAGAAUGUAAAAAUCCCCUUGAAGUGGUUGUACAACUGCUAGUGCGACAGAUCGUGGGCACUAUUUAAAAGUUAACCCUUCUUUCCUUUAGCUAUAGUUAUUUUACAAAGUUAAUUAAACUAGGUACCAGAACACAAAGAUAGAUAACACAUGAUGGUUGCCGCCAGUGAACCGAAUCUCAUUUUGUUCACUCAAACUGAACCAAGCAUCUGUACUCCUUUUCCAACAAUAUUGGUGUGAAUUCUUUGGCUUUGAACUAAGUUUAUAUAUGUGCCAUUGGAUGUUUGUUGCCUUCAAAAUACUGUGCUCACCUUUAAAAGCCAUGGACCAACUGGUAAUAUUGCUAUUACCCAAAACUUUUGGAAAUUCUUUUCUUUUAAUAGGCCACACAACCAAAUCAGCUUUCCAUUCAAAAAGCAGUUGUACCUAGUUUGAUCACCUUCCUUAAAAUUAAAGCCUCAUACAGAGAUUCACAAAGUAUUUAUCUAAAAAGGUGUUUUGUUUUGUUUUGUUUUUACAGCCCUGAUGGAGUAAAAUGUUUGCAGGCUGUAGAGGAGGAAAUGUGAAUGGAGUUAGUGGAUUUCACCAGGAACUUUGGAAGAGUGUUGGGUAUUAGUGUUGCACUGGAGGAGGAUGAGAAUUGAGCCCUGUUUAGAGGGAACAGAAAGACUUCUGUGAGGAGUGUGGCAAACACUAAGGGACAACUACACAGUGCUAAAUAAUGAGAACACAAAUGAAUAACUCAUUCUCUGCUCAAGCUACUUCUAGACUGGAAGUGCAGAUAAUAUCACCCACUGCGUUAUUUUUGGCUGCAAAAGUGGAAGAACAGGCUCGAAAACUUGAACAUGUUAUCAAAGUAGCACAUGCUUGUCUUCAUCCCCUAGAGCCACUGCUGGAUACCAAAUGUGAUGCUUACCUUCAGCAGACCCAAGAACUGGUUAUACUUGAAACCAUAAUGCUACAAACCCUAGGUUUUGAGAUCACCAUUGAACACCCACACACAGAUGUGGUGAAAUGUACCCAGUUAGUAAGAGCAAGCAAGGAUUUGGCACAGACAUCCUAUUUCAUGGCUACCAACAGUCUGCAUCUUACGACCUUCUGUCUUCAGUACAAACCAACAGUGAUAGCAUGUGUAUGCAUUCAUUUGGCUUGCAAAUGGUCCAAUUGGGAGAUUCCUGUGUCAACUGAUGGAAAGCAUUGGUGGGAAUAUGUGGAUCCUACAGUUACUCUAGAGUUACUAGAUGAGCUAACACAUGAGUUUCUGCAAAUAUUGGAGAAAACGCCUAGCAGGUUGAAGAGGAUUCGAAACUGGAGGGCUAAUCAGGCAGCUAAGAAGCCGAAAGUAGAUGGACAAGUAUCAGAGACACCGCUUCUUGGCUCAUCGUUGGUCCAGAAUUCCAUUUUAGUAGAUAGUGUCACUGGUGUGCCUACAAACCCAAGCUUUCAGAAACCAUCUACAUCAGCAUUCCCGGCACCAGUACCUCUAAAUGCAGGAAAUAUUUCUGUUCAAGACAGCCAUACAUCUGACAGUUUGUCAUUGCUAGCAGCAGGAAUGCCAGGUACCUCAUAUAGUCUGUCAUCACACCAAGGAUGGCCUCAAGAUCAAGAAUCAGCAAGGACAGAACAGAUAUAUUCACAGAAACAGGAGACAUCUUUGUCUGGGAGCCAGUACAACAUCAGCUUCCAGCAGGGACCUUCUGUAUCAUUGCAUUCAGGAUUACAUCACAGAUCUGAAAAAAUUUCUGAUCAUUCUUCUGUUAAACAAGAAUAUACUCACAAAGCAGGGAGUAGUAAACACCAUGGGCCAAUUUCUGCUACUCCUGGAGUAAUUCCUCAGAAAAUGUCUUUAGAUAAAUAUAGAGAAAAACGUAAGCUAGAAACUCUUGACCUGGAUGUAAGAGAUCACUAUAUGGCUGCCCAGGUAGAACAGCAACACAAACAUAUGCAGCCACAGGCAGUCAGCAGCAGUUCUGUAACUUCUCCCAUUAAAAUGAAAAUUCCCAUCACAAACCCUGAAAAACCUGAAAAAUACGUGACCGAUAAAAAGGAAAAGAGUGGCUCACUAAAAUUACGGAUCCCAAUACCACCCACUGAUAAAAACGCCAGUAAAGAAGAACUGAAGAUGAAGAUAAAAGUUUCAUCCUCAGAAAGACACAGCUCUUCUGAUGAAGGCAGUGGGAAGAGUAAGCAUUCAAGCCCACAUAUUAGCAGAGACCACAAGGACAAGCACAAGGAGCACCCUUCCAACCGCCACCACACCAGCAGUCACAAGCACGCCCACUCACACGGUGGCAGCAGCAGUGGUGGCAGUAAGCACAGUGCUGACGGAAUACCACCCACUGUUCUGAGGAGUCCUGUUGGCCUGAGCAGUGAUGGCAUUUCUUCUAGUUCCAGCUCGUCAAGGAAGAAGCUGCAUGUGAAUGAUGCAUCUCACAACCACCACUCCAAAAUGAGCAAAAGUUCCAAAAGUUCAGGUAGUUCAUCUAGUUCUUCCUCCUCUGUUAAGCAGUAUAUAUCCUCUCACAACUCUGUUUUUAACCAUCCCUUACCCCCUCCUCCCCCUGUCACAUACCAGGUGGGCUACGGACAUCUCAGCACCCUCGUGAAACUGGACAAGAAGCCAGUGGAGACCAACGGUCCUGAUGCCAAUCACGAGUACAGUACAAACAGCCAGCAUAUGGACUACAAAGACACAUUCGACAUGCUGGACUCGCUGUUAAGUGCCCAAGGAAUGAACAUGUAAUCAUUUGUUUAGGUCAAUUUUUUUCCUUUACUUUUUUAAUUUAAAAAUUGUUAGAGUGGAAAACUUCCUCCUGAUCUAGCAGUGGUUAACAGCUGCUGUUGCUGCCACUGCUUCAAUAUUUGUAAGUGCUGCUUUAUUCUUCAUUCUGAAAAGAAGAGAUUAUAGUAAACAGAUCUUUAUCUCCACAUAUGAUAGUGUUAUAAAUACUGUAAAAGCAUGGAAGGUGCAAAACUCAGUAUUCUACAAUUGCAGCUAAGAACAUUAGGAUGAAUGGCUGGCUGCUUCUAGGAAUAUAAGAUGCCUCAAGCAUUUGUUAUUUAUAAUUUGAAUACUGUAGCUAUUUUUUUGUUGUUGCUUGGCUUUUGAAUGAGUGUAAAUUGUUUUCUUUUUGUGUAUUUAUACUUGUAUGUAUGAUUUGCAUGUUUCAAUGAUAAAGGGAUAAAACAGUAUACUGACAACUGUUUACAAGAAAGUGGAGAAAAAUGUACAUACAUUUUUGUAUGUUUAGAUAUUACCAUAAAUACUCAGGAUUGGAGCUGCUUGUAAGUAUAACAAUAUACAGAAUAACUUUAUUUUAUCUUGUGUUGGAGUCCAUCACUAAUCUAAAGCAAAGGUGGCACUUUUUCAUGUUAACCUUAAACUUUAGGCCUUACUGGAAGCCACUGAAGGGGGACACUUCACUACCGGAUGGGCGUGCAGUGCCACAGAUGGUCGUUUACACUGAGGCACUGAACUUUUGCCUUCAGAGGUUCUGACCAGAUUGGCUGCUGAAAUAGCCCCUACUUUUCUGAAGGCUUGAAGAGGAGAAAAUAAAGUUUACAUACUCUUGAUGUGAAGUGCAUUUAAGUGUUUGUUGGCUUGUUGCAGUGCUAUAAACACAGAGCUGUUAAUAAUGGUUAUGUAGAUUAUUGUGAUUUGGAAGCUAAAUUCACGAAAACUUAACACAGUGAAGAAUUAGUAUGUUUUUUUCUUAAACAAGGAACUUUAACACUACAUGUUGUAACAGUAAACAAGGAUUGCUUUUCUUUAGCAUUCAGAAUGACACCAUAUUCUUAAACAUACUCCUUCCCUGAAGUGUGUUUGUGUGUGAUGCCAUAUUUCUUUUUCAGGUGAAUGCAGUCUUCCUUAUAAAAAUGAAAUUAAACCUAUUGCUCUCUCAAUUCUUUUAUAUUCUGAGAAUAAAUAAAAAAGAAAAGAUCACUGUGCAGUGUACCUGUAUUUAUAACUUCUGGUUGUCAUCAGGAAGCUGUCAGCCUCCAACUUAACCACUAGUGGAGGUUUUACAUUUGUUUGUACAUCUCAGUAUAUUCCUGUUGAGGUUUGCACAGUCAUCUGACUUCUGAACAAACGACAGACUAACUUGUUCAGAGUUUCUGUUAAAUGCCAGUAAUAUGGCUCUGGUUUAUCAGCUAAUCUUGAGUUUAUUCUGUGGUAGAUCUUCAAGCUGUUGAGUGUCUUUGAGCUCGGUUGAAUUCAACUUCUACUGAACUGAAAACUAUCUUAGUUUUUCCUCUAUGUAUAUGAAUUAUUUUUGUUACAAAGCCACUGAUAAGUGCACAGUUGUAAUUUUACUUGUGUGUUGCAGUUGUAAAUAUUAAGAGUUUAAUCCCGUGUUUUAUUUAGCAGUUAUCUAAUUUACCAGUAGUUACAUAAUUUUUUUAAGAUAAUUGUUCAUUCUUUCGUCAAUGUUAUUUCAAUUUAGGAGAAUAGGAGCCUAUUUCUAGGGACUUUGCCUAGCUAGCACAUCCUAACAUUUGUUUUCUUGUCUCGCAUAACUUUAGUAAUCUUUGUCAUUACAUGUAACUUUUUUGCUUUGUAUGGCAUAAUAUUGUAUCCAUAAACAUGAUAAUUCUGAUAGUUAUACUUUUACAGUGGUACAUAAUCCAAGGACUAGUGUAGAACUAAGCUGAGUUCUAGAUGAGGGAGGGAAGGGUUUUGUUCUUGGUUAAAAAUUUAGAUGUGAAACCUCUAAGAAUCUUAUCAUGUGAAAUGACAUAGGGUUGUUGUUCUACUGUAUAAUUGGGGAUUAUAAUACCAGGAAUUUUAAUAAGACUUUGUAAAGCUAUCUGAAAAGUAGUGAACUUAUUUUCAGUAUGACAUAGAAAACAAUGUGAAUAUUUAAGGUCUGUGACUAUACUUAAACUUCACUAAGAAUUUGCAGAAUUGUUUUGCGAUGUGGGAAUAAAGGUAAUUUUGUUGAAUCUAUAUUGGUGCUAAUGAUGGACAGUUAAAAAAGGUAGCUAGUGUAUAUUGUUAUGGGUCAGUACUUAUUAUUAGUACUUCCAAAAUUGAAUCUGAAAUGCUAUGUAUUCACUUUUCACUCUGUAAAUGUAAUUCUUUACAAUGACUUUAUUUAUUAAAGGGCAGCCAGUUGUAAUUUUUAUAGGAUUGUGUGAGCUAUUCAAACUCAUUAAUCUCUGAACAGGGUAUUAAGCUUUCAAAACUACAAUGGGGAUAAGUAUGGAAAUCCUUUUAAGAUUCAUUACCAUUACAUGAAAACUCUUAUAAUUCAUAUUACCAUGAAUUUGAUUUAACCGUCUCAUUUGCAUAAAAUAGCUCAUCAGCCUGGUCCCAAUAGGCUCAACCAAAGAAAAGACGCCAGUGAAUGGACGUUAUUACUGAGUCUUCUUGUAAGUAGCCAUGAAUAAACCAAAAUAGUAUCAUCAAAUUUAAGUAUGAAAUUCCACAUGUGCGAAGAAGUACUGUUAAGGUGAUACAUUUUGAUGAGAUUUUCAAAAAUAUUUGAAAUAUUAAAAAGCAUUAUCUUUAAACAUCCUAAAA